AUGGCUCCUCCAAAAUCUUCCAGCAGCAAACACUCCAAGAAGACCCAAGAUUCAACUCUUCAUCCUGUGCACGAGUUGAAUGGACCAAUGAUUGUUGGAAACCAACAAUACGUUCCUGAACCUCCCAAUGAGAGAGAGAAGGAAUGUCCACUCCCCAAUCCAGAUAUUAAACCAGAUCGUCUGAAAGAAUUUUUUCCCACCUAUUUCCAUACCAAACCCAUAGGUUCUGGAGUAAAACCUCAACCUCAAGAGAAAACUGUAGAACAAAUUGAUCCACAAAGUUCGACUGAUGAUGGAGAGUUGAAUUUAACUUAUUUGAAUUAUGGUAGGAUCUUUAGAACUUGUCCAUGGUCGAAAGACCCUUCAGGCUAUUUAUCCUGGCUAGAUAAGGUUGAAAAGAUUAAAGGAGAUUUCUGGAAGGAAAUAGGCAUUUUCGACCUCAUUCAAUUGUCGAGAGUAGGACCCAACAUUUGCCUCAAUAUGCUUUUAGCUUCCCUCUAUUUUUGGGACAAUACUUAUAACACUUUUCACCUUCCUUGUGGGAUGGUCACACCCACUCUCUUCGAUGCAGCAACCAUCGUUGGCCUUCACCCCAAUGGGAUAGAUUUCAACCCCACCAACCUAAAUGAAGAUUCUAUAGCUUUCGACACUAGCUUUGCUCCAUACUCUUUAUUCAUGUCUCAUUAUCAUGACAAGGAUACCACAGAAGUCUCGGAUGUCGAACAUAUAGCCUUUUUGACUCUAUGGCUAACAAAAUAUGUGUUUUUCUCCCGUUCCCUCCAAGUUGCCAAAAGAUUUAUCACUAUGGCCAAUCAGCUUCACGCAGGAACCAAACUAUGCUUAAGUGAAAUGAUUUUGGCGAAUCUUUACGAAUCCUUGAGUGAGAGUGUAAAUUUUUUGAAAACCAUCAAAGACAGAUGUAAAAUCAAUUUGUCAGGACCUUUCUGGCUUUUACAAUUAUGGCUCAAGGCCACCUUUGAAGCUUCUCUUCCUGUAAAACACGAAGUGAACGAAGAGAAAGUGAAGGACGGGACUGUCGAAUGGCUUAGGUUGGUGCAACUAACGCCAACUGAUGAAGGAAUUAGCCUUCGACAAGCUUUCAACGGUUAUGUCAUGAUGUUUUCCAAAAGGUAUCAUUUUACUUCGACCAUGGCACCCUUUGCUAGUAGAAAAAUUGGACCUGAAUGGUUUACCCAACAACUGCCCUUGGAAAUGCAGAAGGAUGAGAAUAUAUUUCUGGAUGUUUGGGAAUCAUUUUUAACCCCCGGGCUCCUUUUUUCCCAUCAUAACGUAACCAAAACCCAAAUAGCUUUGAUAGUCUACCAACCCAAUCUCGUUGCUAGACAGUUUGGCUUGAUCCAAAUAAAACCUCGACCCAUCUUCCCAAAGAAAGGAUCUAUCAUUUUUUACAACUCCCUUUAUAAUGAAGAUAGGAGCAAAGAGCUGUCGAAGAAGCUAACUGAUGAUUCUCUUGAUAUUCGACCAGUGAUCUUUCGACCAUCUUUCCUCUGUACUCCUGAGUUUGAUGAGUGGUGGAAGGAUUAUUAUUCUACCAGAUUUUUUGACGUAACAACCUUCACCACACAUUUAAUAAAUGCUUUUGCUUUCGUGCAGGAUCGGACCAAAAAAGCCGUAAAGAUCCCUACCAAGAAAGCUUCCGUUGAAGCGUCAUCAGGUGCUGCUAAGAAAUCUUCGACAAAGGUAAGUCGAAAGCCCCCACCAGUCCAAAAAAGAAAGAAAGAAGAGGAGAAAGUUCCCAAUGAAGAAUCUGGUGAUGAAUCUCCAGAGCCAAACUCCCCUCCUCAGAAGAAGACAAAAAACAAGAGGGUCUCUUCCCAAAGAUCCAUUGUUAAGUCAGCUAAAAAAGAUUCUUCAAGUACUCCAACUUCCAAACUUCAGUCGAAGGAUACAGAGAGUAGGAAAUCUAGUUUUAAUACUGAGAUUCCUGAGAAACAAUUGGCUGUCGAAGGAAAACCUACAGAUAAAAACAAACCAAAACCUGAUAGUGGUUCUACUCUCAAAACUGUCAGCUCGACGUCCACUUCUCCGAAGGAUUCGACAAAAGGAUCAACAAUGGAGAUGGCGCAGACAAAAAUUAAUCCUGAACCUGAGAAAACUCUGGAAGAGACAGUCCAAGAAGAAGAUAUCCCCAAAAAUGAUCAUGACAAGCAGACUGUAGCAGAAUUCGACGCUACAAUAAGUGAAGCUUCUGAAGACGAUUCUCCUCCUCAUCCAGGAUUAAAUGCUGCAAAUACGGGCGAUGACACUGACAUGGAAACUGGUGUCGAAGAUGACCAUGAAGAAGAAACCGCUAAAGAUGAGGAUGACCAAUCGAAACAACCAGAUGCUGGGAAAACUUUAGGGCGAAGCACUCAACCCGCUCCUGACCAGACCAAAGGAAGUGCCAUAUCAACUGGUUCGACUGGUUUCUCUUGCGAAGAGCUUGAGAGUCUCAAGGUGCAGAAACCCUUAGAAUAUCUGAAGGCCAUGCUUAGUGCUCGUCACAAUUUUCAAGAUUCUUCACAAAGCAGUUCGACUACCUCUGGGGCCACUUCUGAAGCGCAAUCUCUUGACAACAUCUUGACCAAGAUUAAGACGAAAAUCCUUGAUGUUGACUUGUUCAAAGUUUUAGAAGAAAACGCCACUGCUCACAUUGAACUCAAGAAGAUUCUGAAACAAAUUAACGUCUUGGAAACUUCUGCUGAGGUUGGCAAUUUUUUAAUGGAGCUGAUGACCCUCAUUGACUUGGCGACUACAGACCUUCAUGGUCAAAGAGAUCUCUCCCAGCAAAUCUCCACAAAAUCCGAGACUCAAGUUGUUGAAUGGGAUGCUGUUGCUACUUCGACUGACGAAGUUUCAAAGUUGCAGCAGCUUUCUGAAACUUAUAUCAAAGAAGUUGCUGCUUGUGAUGAUAAUAUCCAGAAAUGGGAGAAACAAAUAGCUGUUCUUCAAGAAAAAAUCUCCUAA
Messenger RNA from Lathyrus oleraceus (garden pea), 2967 nucleotides. RefSeq lists its product as uncharacterized. The record is from RefSeq and is a predicted model, not a curated record. NCBI's taxonomy places the organism in Eukaryota, Viridiplantae, Streptophyta, Magnoliopsida, Fabales, Fabaceae. The transcript has 5 exons. Gene Ontology annotation, biological process: meristem development; meristem maintenance. Bases 1 to 2967 code for a protein of 988 amino acids.